ACAUUAUCUGGCAACCGGAGUGGCAGCGGACAGAAGAGAGGGGAUCCCCGGGAUUUUUACACCGAAGCCAGCAAAAUACACACCAAACAUCAGAAAAUCGCGGGGGAACUCGGCCAGGCUCCUCCUAGACUUCGGUGAGAGCAGCCAUGUCAGAGGAGGCAGUGCGUCAAACACGAAGCCAGAAGCGUGCUCUGGAGAGGGACCAUGCGGCUCAUGGUGGAUCCCUGGGGGACAUGGACAGUAAACGGGUUAAGCUGGAGAAAGGCGAUGCAGCUGGAGCUUCCCUGGCCCUGGUGGGAUCUGGAACUGAGGGUGUUAAGCUGAAGAGUGAGCAUGCUGCAAAGGUAGCAGCUAGCAUCCUAAAAUCCGGGGAAGUGAAGGCCACUAUCAAGGUGGAGGUGCAGACGGGAGACGAGCCUGUUGACAUGAGCACAUCCAAAAGUGUCAUUAAGAAAGAGCGGCAGCCACCCUCGCCAGAUGAUGUGAUUGUGUUAUCAGACAAUGAGCCAUCCAGCCCUCUCAUGAAUGGCCACUGCUUCACGAAGACUGACACAGAUAAACUCAUGAAGAGUUCUCCUGAAGAGAGAGAGCGCAUUAUCAAACAGCUGAAGGAGGAACUGAGACUCCAAGAGGCCAAGCUGGUGCUGCUUAAGAAACUACGACAAAGCCAGAUUCAGAAGGAGAGCACUGUGCAGAAGGCUGCUGGGUCUGUAGCAACUCCUCCUCCACUGGUGAGAGGUAGCAUCACAUCAAGCAAAGGACCCCUCCAGGUGGCCGGUCGAAGCUCAGGCACAGUCAUCCCUCCUCCAUUGGUGCGGGGUGGGCAACACGUCCCGUCCAAACACAACUCUCAGAUUGUAAUGCCACCCCUGGUCAGAGGGGCCCAGCCUAUUGCAAUGACUCCCCACCAGAUAGCCAGUCUCCGUCAGCAACAGCAGCAGCACAGCGGUUCAGGCCCUCCUCCGCUCUUGCUGGCUCCCAGGGCUUCUGUGCCCAAUGUCCAGGUCCAGGGCCAGAGGAUCAUUCAGCAGGGACUCAUUCGGGUGGCUAAUGUGGCCAACAGUAAUGUUAUGGUCAACAUCCCUCAGGCCUCUCCAACCAGCCUAAAGGGCUCUUCGGUGUCACCGAACUCUAGCAUCAAUGACUCCCCAGCCAGCCGGCAGGCAGCUGCAAAGCUGGCAUUGCGUAAGCAGCUGGAGAAGACCCUGCUGGAGAUCCCUCCACCUAAACCUCCUGCCCCUGAGUUCAACUUCCUGCCUUCGGCAGCCAAUAAUGAGUUCAUCUACUUGUUGGGAUUGGAAGAAGUGGUGCAAAAACUUCUGGAGAUGCAUGGCAGGGGUAAUCUGGGCCCAGCAGCUGCCAUGGCCAGCUCCAUUCCAAAAGAGCCAUACACCUGCGCCCAGUGUAAGACGGACUUUACCUCCCGCUGGAGAAAGGAGAAGGCUGGGACCAUCCUGUGUGACCAAUGCAUGUCGUCCAAUCAGAAGAAGGCCCUGAAGGCUGAGCACACCAAUCGGCUGAAGGCAGCCUUUGUGAAAGCACUCCAACAGGAGCAGGAGAUUGAGCAGCGUAUCCUCCAGCAGGCGACCUCCUCUUCCUCUUCUGUGUCUAAAUCCUCCUCGUCCUCCUCUCCCUCACUGUCCAAGACUGAGAUGCUGGUGUCCCAGCAGUACAAGCAGGUCAGGGCUGCCAUGCAGCAAAGAUCUGUGGCUGCCCACCACUCCUCCAUUAAGCAGAGUCAGCUGUCACACAGCCUCCAGUCUGCAGUGAGCGCUCGUGGUAUGACCCACUCAUUCACCUCCUCCUCUCAGCUGCAGAGCGCAGUGACGGCAGCGGCGCUGGGCGGCAGGCCAGGUAAGCAUGCUGCAGCACGCUCACUGCAGCAGGGGGCAAAGGUCAGCGGCGGCAGCAGCAGCGGCAGUAACCAGGGCAACGUGGCCGCCUGGAGGAAGCAGAGCAGUGGCAACACAGUUGUGACCAUGGCCUACGUGAACCCCAGCCUGUCUGCCCAUAAGACCACCUCUGCUGUCGAACGUCAGCGAGAGUACCUGCUGGACAUGAUUCCCUCCCGUUCCAUCUCCCAAGCAGCCAACACAUGGAAAUAAUGCAAUCUUAUUCCCUACUGACAUCAUAACUAUUACCCCUCUUAAUAUCAAUAGCAGCCAUUCUCAUUAUCAUUCUAAUCCUUUCUAUGGACUCCACCUCUGGCCACAAUGGUGCAGGGGAGAAUCAGCGUAGUUUUUUUGUUGGAUUCAGGCGUUCCUUCACCUCCUCCUCAGAUAUUUCUGCUACUAUCUUCCUUACCUGAAUCCUUCAUCCCAAAUUGGAGUUGUGCUGCGACAGCUUGGGCUUCUGGGAUACAAGGAAUUUGUCAAAUAGAAUCUGGGUAGCUUUUUUGUUUUUUUUUUGUUUUUUUGAGGGUAGGGGUUUACAUGGGCGUGUACAAUUUUACAAACUUCUCCAGCAAUGUUGCCUCUCCCUCCCUGUAUAUUGGUGGAACCUCCAAGAGGAAUAAAUCCCUGAGCUCCUCUGCCUCUGGAUUAGGCAGGGAAAAAAAAAAUCACUAUUCUACAUAAUAAAGUACUCGCCUUACGUCCUGCUCCUCUCCAGUCUGAGCCAGUCAGACUCCGGCCCACCUGGCGGCCGAACCGAACAUAACUGAAGACCUCAUCACAGGGACUGUGGUUGAGCUUCAAGGACCAUCCACAAAAUAAUAACUGCUUCAGCUUUGCAAAAAUGAAUAAUAAAAAAAAAAGGACUGUAAAAAUGAUCUCUAUCUGCACACAGACCGCCUCUUCUCUCACAGCGUGUAUAGUAGAGAAGUGGAUGUGUGUUGGAUUAUUUUGUAUGGCUGAAUGGUAGGAUUUUGUCUCUUCUUCUAUAAGUCAUAUACUGUGUUUGAAAUAUUGUGCUCCCUGAUACUUUGGAAGUGGCCUAUUGUCGAGGUCUGAAUUUACAGGCUAAUGUUACUGUUGAGGUGGUUUUACAUCUGCUGGGUUCCAUGUUGUGGCCUACUUUUACAUACUUUGUUUUUCUAAGAUGAAGAGGAAGAAUAAAGAUUAAGGUCCCACUGACUCAUGUAAAGACACGGAGCGUAUGUCUGGAGGACUAUUCUUAUUGAAUAUUGUAAAAAAAAAAAGAAAAAAAAAGACAAAGACAAAAAAACCAACAAAAAAAAAACCUUCCAAAGAACUAGUGGAGCCCAAAUGGAAUCCCUUCUGCUAGAAGGUUUCUAGUUUAUUUGAACCCUCUCUGGAUAUAAACAUGAAUUCAUGCUAAACUGAGGGGGUGUAAGGAAUGUCAUAUUUUUGACAUUGUUUUGCUUUUAGUCAUAGGUUGUGGUGCAUUAUUUUUCUUCUAUAGACAAACUGUCUCUGGGUUUAUUUAUAGGGUCAUGUUAGUAAAGAUAUAUGCUUAUGCCCUAAGUUUGAAUGGAUCUCCACUUAAAAUGAUUUGUUUUCUCUUGUGUGUCCAGUGGCUCACCUUACGAUUGGUCUGAGAGAAGCUGGACAGCUUUCAGAAUGUAGUUAUGCAAAAACCCCUAUAGCAACAAAUGACAUGAACUUCUUAGUCUUUAACAUUAAGGUGUGUAUGAUUUAUGUCAGGUCCUUGAAUCGAGCUAACUAUGCCUUUCACGUGAGCUCUAGUGCAUUUUUAUCAGGUUGCAGCAGCACAGGAUAAGCUAGUGAAGUACAAUAUGUCCUACAUUAAACAUGGGAAAUUCCCGUUGCUCAUGGAGUUAUUUUAUUAACCAUGUGCUGUUUUCUUUAAUUUCAGUCACUGGGGUGGUCCAGUUUCUCUAACUCCACCACUUAGCGAUGGCUGUACUCAGACAUUUCUGUGGCCAGAUGGAAAAUGUCACUAAAUCAAAGAUUAAAAAUAUUAGAAUAUUGAUGUGUUGAAUUUAAGCAGUAAAAUAGGGGGAAAUGUUUGUAAAUAUUUUAAAAUAUGGCUGUUUUGCAAGCAAUAUGUUUAAAAAUGCAAACCCUAGAGGCUGACCACCACAGCAGUUAUUUUCUCAAUAUCCUGUAUCUGUCCCGUUUUUAAUCGUUUUCACAUUGAAACAAUAGUGGUGCUCAUCUCAUCGCUAUGUAAUUACAAUCCUGGAGUCUUGCUGCCCUGUUGGAUUUGUGUCCUGUAUCCAGAGUGCACUUCUUAGCUCACUGAUUAUUAUUGAAGAUGGUGCACUGCAUUAGGUAACUGGGCAUCAGUUGAAGUUUAUCCCUCCCUACUGGGGUAUCAUCACUGUACAUUUGGGUUUCAUUUAGGAUGGUGCAACGAUGCAGUGUGCACAUUUUGCUGAUAGAAAUACAAGCGUACAAAGUUUAAUUUAAAUCGCCCAAGAUUUUGUAUUUCUGUCUCAAAGUAGCAUCGGAAAUCUUCCAGGUUGUCUGUACAUUCCUGACAGGCAGAAGGUAGCAGCCCGCGUCUUGUGGAUGCAAAAUAAGCAACCUGGAACGAGCCCAUCAUUUUGUGCCCUGCUAAGUGUAACCCUGUGCUGUCCUGACUACUGCCUGCUGCUGCUGCUGCUGUUUGACAACAAUAUCACCAUUCCGUUUGUUUGGGGUCGAAGCUCUGCGAAAUGCAGCGCGGCCCCAAUGGAAAAGAAAACAGUGUAUGAGAAAUAUGUUUUUUUGGAUUUUUUUUCUGCUAUAUCAAAUAAUAAUAAAACUAAUUUUAACCCCUC
This is a messenger RNA of Chelmon rostratus (copperband butterflyfish), 4687 nucleotides long. RefSeq names its product GATA zinc finger domain containing 2Ab (gene gatad2ab). The record is from RefSeq and is a predicted model, not a curated record. Gene Ontology annotation, cellular component: NuRD complex. The coding region runs from base 147 to 2105 and encodes 652 amino acids. The transcript has 11 exons. Gene Ontology annotation, molecular function: sequence-specific DNA binding; zinc ion binding. Lineage: Eukaryota; Metazoa; Chordata; Actinopteri; Chaetodontiformes; Chaetodontidae. Gene Ontology annotation, biological process: negative regulation of transcription by RNA polymerase II.